This is a messenger RNA of Zea mays, 1104 nucleotides long. RefSeq names its product RALF. The record is from RefSeq and is marked validated. Gene Ontology annotation, biological process: calcium-mediated signaling. Gene Ontology annotation, cellular component: plasmodesma. Lineage: Eukaryota; Viridiplantae; Streptophyta; Magnoliopsida; Poales; Poaceae. The transcript has a single exon. The coding region runs from base 187 to 561 and encodes 124 amino acids.
UUUUAGCAGCCCAGCUGUGCGCUCCUUUCUUUUAUCUGUGUCUGCGCCUCCCUUGCACGGACUCCGUCUCCACUCCUUGACGACUCACGAGCACAGCAAGGCUCGCUCGCUCGCACACACCAAGCAAGCAGGCCGCAGGCGUCUCACAGGCUCUCCGCCGUCCCCCAACGCGCUUUCCCCGGCGCCAUGGCCAGGCUGGCGCUGGUGCUCCUCCUGCUGCUGGCCGUGGCGGCGUCCGCGUGGGCCGGCGCCGGCGCGAGCCACCUCGAUCUGGGCUUGGGCUUCCUCUCCUCCGGGGACCGCCGGCGGGAGUGCCGCGGCACGGUGGCCGAGUGCCUGGACGAGUCAGAGGGCCUGGACCUGGGGGCGGGGCCCGCGUCCGUGGAGUCCCACCGCCGCGCGCUCUACGGCGGCGGCGGCGGGUACAUCAGCUACGGCGCGCUGCGGCGGGACAACGUGCCCUGCUCCCGCCGCGGCGCCAGCUACUACAACUGCCGCCCCGGGGGCCAGGCCAACCCGUACCACCGCGGCUGCUCCCGCAUCACCCGCUGCCGCGGCUGAGCGGAUCCGGCAUUCCACCCGCCGCCGAGAAUAAGUUCUUUUGCCCUGUUCACCCCACCCGAGUGCUACCGCUACCGCCGCCGCUGUUCACAAGUAGUACUAGAGCUAUGGAUUUUCAUUGUUGUAUGGGGGGUUUGUUUGCCAGAUCCUUGUGCUGAUCCUAUGUCGCCUUAAUACUCUUAUUAUUCUUUCCAUUCCAUUGCUUUGAUUGCUGCUUGGUUCCUGCAAGUGUCCUGUUCAGACAGAUUCUGAGUUCGGGUUGCUCAUUCUCAAGAGUCCGGGAUUCGUCGUGGAGACCUGACCUAGAGCAGCAGAUGCAGAUCCGUGUUCCUGGCUGAUCCCUGCUCUUUGUUCUUUCUGCUACGAUCCCACCUGCAUUGCUGCUUGCAGGAAUGGAGUUUUUUUUUUUUUUGGAACAAUUGGAUCUAUACUAUUAAAAGAUCCAAACUUUAGAUAUAUACCAUGGACCACACAUGUUAUUGACUCAUGUGAACCCACAUGUAAGUGAGAUAGUAAUGGUAUGGAUCCAAAGUGGUGAUCUUU